Messenger RNA from Cucumis sativus (cucumber), 2154 nucleotides. Its product is annotated as RNA pseudouridine synthase 6, chloroplastic. The transcript has 10 exons. Gene Ontology annotation, molecular function: RNA binding; pseudouridine synthase activity. Lineage: Eukaryota; Viridiplantae; Streptophyta; Magnoliopsida; Cucurbitales; Cucurbitaceae. The coding region runs from base 87 to 1514 and encodes 475 amino acids. Gene Ontology annotation, biological process: pseudouridine synthesis. The record is from RefSeq and is a predicted model, not a curated record.
UAAACUAGCGAAACAAAGUUAGAGAAUAAGUCCUUCCAAAUUAUACUCUCCGGUCUAGAAGGAUAUUGAGCAUCGUUUUGGCUUCCAUGGAUGUCUCUCUGGUGGCUGCCCAUGGUUGUCCUGGCCUCAGUACAUCACUUAACCUGCCGCGCGAAGUGGCGCGAACUCGUGCUAAUCUCAGUGCUUCCAUUUCCAGCACUUGCUUUGCUGCUCUGCGUUCUUUUAGUUUUAAUAGUAAAGCGUUCCCUUGUGAAUCCUCAACAACAGACGUGAACGUUACACAAACUGCAACUAAUUCUGCAGAAAAUGGGUAUCCUCAAUAUCAUCGUUUGCUUCCAUGUACCUCAUUCAAUGUCCCACCACGAGUUGAACAUCUGGUCGUUUUGGAAGGGGGGCCUGUUAUGGAAUACAUCUCUAAAUCCUUGGAUCUUCCUCCUAUGUAUGUUGCAGAUCUCAUUCAUUUUGGUGCAGUAUAUUAUGCCCUAGUAUGCCCACAGCCUCCGCCAACUGCAUCCUCUGAGGAAAUUAGACUAUUCAAAAAAUUUACACAACCAUCAUUUUUGAUAGGGCGAAAAUCUAUCAAGGGGAAAACCUUGAGAGAAGCACAGAAGACUUUUCGGAUAACUCAUAUUGAUGAGUUUGUGGAAGUUGGAACAUACUUACGUGUUUAUGUGCAUCCCAAACGCUUUCCAAGGUGCUAUGAAGUUGAUUGGAAAUCAAGAAUUAUCGCUGUGACAGAUUCCUAUGUGGUUUUGGACAAACCUGCUGGUACAUCGGUUGGAGGCACUACUAACAACAUCGAAGAAACUUGUGUAACCUUUGCAACUCGUGCUUUAGGAUUAACAUCUCCUUUGUGGACUACCCAUCAGAUUGACAACUGCACUGAGGGCUGCGUCAUUCUUGCUAGGACAAAAGAAUAUUGCUCCAUCUUCCAUCGUAAAAUCAGAGAGAAAAAGGUUACGAAGCUUUAUCUUGCUCUUGUUGCGGUUCCCCUGCCAAAGGGAAUAAUGACACACUAUAUGCGGCCAAAUAAUUUGGCUCCUAGACUCGUUUCAAGAGAUUGUAUUGACGGAUGGAACUUGUGUCAGCUUGAGGUGUUGGAAUGCAGAGAGGUUUCAUGGCCAGAUGCUGAUAUUGAAGCAAAAUACAGUAUUGAAGAUUGUGGGUGGCCCUCCAAAAAGAAAGCAUUUGAAUGUAAAAUCAACCUCUUGACUGGUCGGACACAUCAGAUUCGAGCACAACUGGCUGAUUAUGGAGCACCAUUGGUUGGUGAUUCCAUCUACAUGCCUGCAGCAGUUGCAGAGAUGGCUAAUCCUGGGUUGAAUCCAUUUGGAAAAUGUAAGAAAGAGUAUACAAGCGAAGAAGAUAAAGAAAAUGCAGUGGCAGAGUGGAUUGCUCUUCACGGAAAAGAACCAGCAGUUGCUAUUGGACUGCAGGCCUAUGAGAUUUCAUGGGAUUCAGGGGAGCACAUAUACAAUGCUGGUACUCCAUGGUGGAGGCAGGAACAGUUAUAGCUCGAUAUCGACUCCAAGCCAUCAUUUUGCAUUAGCCAACAUUCUCCAAAUCUGGAAGUCGUGUACAGGCAGUUACCUUAAUAAUUCUCAUAUAACACUGGGGUGCUGCUUGGUUAGAUCACUUUCCUUGACGCAACUGCGAUGACAUUGUGACCCAUCAAAGUUCGGAAAAGAAAGCUUUGGAGUUCUCUUCAGAGUGCGAUGAUAAUCUUCAGGUAAAGCCCAAACCUUUCUGUUUGUAUAUCCAUUCGCCCAUUCAAAUUUGUCCAGCAAAGACUUAGGGAAUGUUCCCUCCCACGUAUGCUCCUUCUCUGAGCAAGCACCGCAUUAUAUACUAUCGGGAGAAGCUUCAAUUCAACCAUGGCCGCACAAAGAGAAGCUCUGGUUUUGAAUUGGACCAUUGGAUGGAUAUAGUUAACUCAAAAUUUUUGUUUCUAUAGAUACUCUGUGCCUCUGUGAAUGUAAUCAAAUUUGAUGUUAUAUCUAUGAAUUCAAAAGUAUAUUCUAUGAGUGGUGUUCCUCGAAGCAUUAGAUCUUUUGUCCAGCCCUUCCUCAAUCAUGGAGUGAAACUUUUUUGGGGCUAAAGCCCUUUCUCUAAAAAGUUAUUUGGUAAUGAAGUUGACACACUACGGUUUGGGUA